CAAUCGGAAGUCAGAAAAUUGUGUUUAUAAAGUUGAGGUUAUUUUGACCCUAUCGGCAAUUUCAUCACAUUUAUUUUGAUAUAAUAUAAACUGGUCUCUCUCUGCUCUAAGAAACCAGGCGACAUCGGUGAUAUAGAAGUGCUUCCGUGUACAGAGCAUAAUCACGUUCACUGAUUGACCCUAUCGGGACAACAUAACCUCAACUUUAUAAACACAAUUUUCUGGUCCGGUUCGGACCGUUGUGCGAGACGGAUCGGAGCUAGAGAGCGUUGUUCGGUACAGGUUGUGCAGAGGCGGUGUAUUUAGAAAAAGAGAGUGAGAGUUGGUGCAAAGAGGACUAUAUUUAGAGCAUUUCUCAUUGUCUUUUUGAGAGAUUGAUUAGAAAUGUCCGCGGUUCCCUCGAUCGGACGGGGGGACAGAUUUACCCGUACGAGAAAAAAGUAGGAAGAGUUGACGGAGGAAGAGGUAAAGGACAAAGCGAUAUGUCAGAUGUGAGGAACAGGAAGAAAUGUUCAGAAGUACAGAACAUCGAGGAUGAAGGGAGUUACCCAGCAAACACAAAGUAACAGUAAUAUACAUAUAAGUCCGGAGAUUCAGGAAGUUUGAGGAGCGAAGAGAUGGUCCAGAAGAAGACGACGAUUUCGAGGGCUCAGGAAGAACACAAAAAAUCACAUGGGUCCCGGGAAGAGGACAUGGAAGUGGCGGAUACAGAACUGGACGGCAAUGUUAUGUUAGAGAUGAGUCAAGCGUUAGUUAGCGAGAUAAGGGGACAUAAUGGUGCGGAGUUGUUAGCUAAUGAUAACAUGGCGACAAAUAGCGAUAGGAUCAGAGAUAGAUCAACAACAGACUGUUAUGUUGUUAUUGACGGGACCUUGAGGAACGUUCUGGACGUUGAUGCGCAAACGUUAGAUAGGUUGUAUGGGCUAUUCAGCAUAUAUAGAUAUUCAGCAGAUAAACAAAAGGAAGGUAACGUAAAAAUUAAACUUAAAAUAUCGUCAGAACAUGCGGCUUCGAAUAAAAUAUUGUCAUGGUGUAGUAAGAAUCAUGUCGUUCCUAGCAAUGUGGAAAUGUUAAAGUUUAAUUUAGCACUUCUCACAUUUAACAAAGUAAAAGAGGCGAAAGAGUGUUUAGUUAAGGUAAAUUUAUUGGAUGAUAAAUGGCUUGUUGGAAUUAUAGAUAAGAGAAUGUUAUCUGCAAGGGUGUAAUCGCCGAUUGGCCUUACGAUAUUCCGGAACUAUGGAAAAGCAUAGUGGACAAGGACAAGGACGAUAUUAUUAAAAUCGAAAGGAUGAAGAGGAGGAUCUGGGACAAGCAAACAAAUAAGUACACAUCACAAUUUACUGAUAACUUUAUUGUUACCAUUAGAGGUACUACUCUAAAGGAUAAGAUCACUAUUUUUGAGAAUUUACAUAUUAUGUUGCGUGUGAGGCCAUACGUGGAACCGGUGGUUCAGUGCUAUAACUGUUUUAUGUUUGGGCGCAUUAAGGCUCACUGCAAGAGGGCCGUUAAAUGCAUAAUUUGUGGAAAUAAAGCUCAUGGAGUUUGUAACGAUCGAUUAAAUUGUAUCGAUUGCGGAGGAGAACAUAAAUCCACGGAUAGAAGUUGUCCAGUUUUCCAGAAGAACAAGGAAUUGAAGGUUAUUAUGGCUCAUAAUAACAUUUCUUUUAUAGAUGCUGAAAAGCUAGUGUUUGGUGGUAAACACGACGAGUCAAGCAUGCGAUAUGAUAGAUAUACGAAUCUUAAUGCCUGGCCGGUAUUAGGUCUAUCCAAGAGAAAUAAGCGGAGUAUACAGGAGGAAAAGUCUGAUUCGGUACGUAAAACUCGGAUAGUAAACUACAAUAACAGAUUCGACCGGAGGAAUACAAUAAAUGAAAGAGAAAAUGUACGACAUAGGAAAGAAAGAGACAGCGUAGAAAAAAGAAGACAGGAGUUUUUAGGUUACAAUAAAAGAUUUAACGGUCGGGAAGAGGAGAUCUCCAAAGACAGGUUUGGCUUACUUUUACAACAAAAUGAUAUUAGUAAUACUUCGGAUAAAAAUUAUAACACGGAAAGAAGAGAGAAUUAUGUUGAAUCUCAUGAAGGAUAUAAUUGGGUUAUGGAUAUUGAAAACAUUAUCUCGUCUUUGAAAGAUACAAGCAGGGAGUGAUUCUCAAGCAUGAUCUGUCGAAACUUAUGUUAAAAUAUAGUGUGCCUGUAGGCUAUCGUGGAGAGGAGGAAACAGUGUUUGACAGGGAUGAAGAUUACAGGGAGGAAGAAAGAAGAAGGAAAAUGCGUAAAAGCGAGGAAGAAUUAACUCGGAUAAAAAAUUUGACGGCUGGUAUAAGGAGUGACUUCAGGGGGAAAGAAAGCGAUUGAUAAAACAUCAUAUUUCAUAUUUAAGUAAUGACGAACAUUUUGUUGUGGAAUACUAGUGGCAUUAGGAGUAAGAAAGCGGAAUUGUUGCAUACUAUAUCCCCUUAUGAUAUAGUAGUUAUAACUGAAAUUAAGGUCGGUAGUGAUAGUAUUAUGUAUUUCCCCGGGUAUAAAACGUACAAGUCCAACAAUUUAAACAAUAUAGGUAUUGUGGCUAUUUUGGUAAAACAUGAUAUUGAAUUUGAAAUAAUUAAGGACUUAAAGAUACACUCUGAUAAUUUUGAUGUUAUCGGUAUCAGGAUAGUAAACACCACGAGAGUGUUUAACUUGAUCGCGGUGUAUAGAAAGUCUUACGGACGCGAAAAAAUAUUGACAUGGGAUGAAUUGCUUGAUUUUAGUGAUGCGGAAGAGGAUACAAUUAUUCUUGGGGAUUUCAACGAUCAUCACACUACGUGGAAUUGCGAUAAAACAGAUAAGAAUGGAGAGAAAUUAUUUACGGCUAUGUAUGAUGAGGGUUACAUUGUCUUAAAUAGUGAUACUAAAUCUCAACUGAAUUAUUAUAAUCAGGUCGCUUCAAACAUUGAUUUGGUUUUUGCCAACAAUGAUUUAGCAGGUUUACUGGAUUACAAUCAGCUUUCAGACACGUGGGGAUUGGAUCAUUAUCCUAUAGAAAUUUUAUUUGAUAUAGAGGUGGAACCUUACAGAAAAUUAACCAAUAGAGUUACAAAUAGGAAUACGGAUUGAUCUUGUUACUAUAACGAAGUGGAAAAGAACAUUAAAUCAUUAAGAGAGGUGCGGAAUGAUUUUAAUGUUAGUGCCUUAAACGAUAGGUAUAACGAUAGGCUUUUAUAGAUUGUAUUCGAAAGGCAGCUCGGAUUGCAACUGGCAAGGAUAACAACAGCGAUGUACAAACAUCUGGAUGUCGUAAAAUAUCUCGUCAUAAAAUGAGGCAGCCAGUACGAUGGUGGGAUGCAUAGUGUGCAGCGGUUGUACAAGACAGAAAAGCAAAAUUAAAAAUAUGGAAACGUUCACAGAGAAUGGAAGAUUUCAUUGAGUUUAAAAGAGUCCGAGCAAUCGCCCGAAGAACCAUUAAAAGUAAGAAGAAGGAAGAUUUCGAUCGAUUUUGUAAUAGCAUCAAUAGGUACACUGAUAUGUCAUACGUUUGGAAUACAAUGAGGGUAUUCAAAAGGGUUCAAGCAAAAAUUAAUUGGAACAAAUGGCAGCACAAGGAUAGAAUUAUGGAAAUAAGAAAAACAAUAGAAACGUUAGCUCCGCCGUGGGUUGCUGAAGACAAGAAGCGAUGUUACUAUCAAGGUUGUCGUCAUUACGAAGAUAUGGAUAACUUGUUUGGUAUGGAAGAAUUGGAUAGGGCACUUCAAAUGAUACGAAGGGAUUCGGCUCCUGGUCUGGAUGGCGUGGAUUAUACCAUGCUGAAAAAGCUUCUGCCAUCAGGAAAAAACAUUAUGUUAGAUAUCCCACACAGCACAAAUGACUGUUUGCCGGCUGAUAGUCGACAUUUUUCAGUCAACUUUUUAAGUCGACAUUUAGUCAACUAUUUGUUGGAUGGUUUAUUGUCGACUUUAAUUAUAGACUGAAAGUCGACCUAACGUCGACUAUUUUCGAAAGUCGACUUCUAAUUGCCAUAAAGUCAACUUAUAAGUCCACUUUUGGCUGACUGAUAGAUGACUAUAGUCGAGUCAUUUGUUGACUAUUAGCUGACUAUAAGUUGACAUUCAGCCUGACUUCGACUUUUUGAAGUCGACUUUAGACUUCUUUUGCCGACUGAUAGUCAACUAACAGUCGACUUGGUGCUGUUUGGGAUAUUUAAUAGUGUAUGCUCCAGUGGUUUCUUUCCGAACAAUUGGAGGAAAUACCAAGUUAUCUUCAUCGAUAAAGUAGGGAAAGAUAAAGUUCGUCCUAUUGCCUUGUCUUCUUGUGUAGGAAAGCUCAUGGAAUGAAUGGUCAAUGAGAGAUUAAUUUGGUGGCUGGAGAAUUAUAAUAAACUUGAUCCUAUGCAGAAUGGUUUUCGACGUGGGAGACAUGUAUGGAAAAUCUAGCCAAGGUUGUAUCGAAUGUAAGAAGUGCCACUCUGGUCGGUGAAUAUUCUCUUGCAGCUUUUUGAGAUGUGUCGUCUGCAUACGAUAAUGUGGUUUUUGAUAUUUUGGCCGAGAAACUGAAGGCUGAAGAGUGUCCAACAGGCAUUUAUCAUUUCAUUGACAGAUGGUUAGAUAGUCGAACAACAACUUUUGUGAUAAAUAACUCAGAGACAGAAGUACGAUACGUACAUAAAGGGUUACCUUAGGGUGCGGUGCUAAGUGCCAUUUUAUAUGCGCUGUAUACUAAUAAGUUAACGGUUAAAGUUGCUAAUUUUGUUCGGGUUGUGCAAUUUGCGGACGAUAUCGUCGUAUAUGCACAAAAUAUUACUAGGUUGGAAAACAAAAUCAACCUUGAAGUGGCUGUGAGUACAAUAGCGAAAAAUUUAGAAAAGUUAGGGCUGAAUUUAGCUCCUCAAAAACAAAUCUAGUAGAGUUUCGCGGUCUGAAUUCUGUGACAAGAGAUUAUAUAUUAGGGUCAAAAAUGCGAAAAUUUUCAAUAGUCAGGAGGCUCGGUUUCUAGGAAUUUGGCUCGACAAUAAACUUACUUUUUAUAAACAUGCUAUGGAGAUUAGAGGUAGAGUAAACAAGGCCAACAAUUUGAUGCAGUAUCUGAGUAAUAUUACCAGAGGAGUAGAAGUAAAUACGGCUUUACUCUUGUAUAAAAGUAUAGGUCGUUCGGUGAUGGACUAUGAUUUAUUUAUUUAUAGUCCUCUUUCGGAAAACAUUCAACUUCUGUUAGAGAUAGGUCAGUUCCUGGGUAUCCGGAUGGCCCUUGGUUAUAGAAAAAGUACACCUACCAAUGUAUUAAUCGCGGAAUCUAAACUGACGUUCUUGCGAGAUAGGGCUGUAAUGCAUGCCAAAAAGUUUUGUGCGAAAGUUUAUAAGUAUGGUGAGAACGCCUUCAGGGAUAGCUUAGAUAAUUUGAAAAAUAAAGAAAUGAUUGCCAGAUAUAGGAAUCCGUUAUUUCAUAAGAGUGUCUUAUGCGAGGCAUGGGAAUACACAUGCCGAUUUCGUUCUAGACUAGGCAAUAGAGAAACUACUUUUGAGAUCUGGAAGAUGGAUUACAAAUGUUUAACCGAGAAAAUUGCGGUAGACUGCGAGAUCGGUAUAAGUGUUAAAAAACGAGGUAUAAAGAUAAAGACUGAUUUGCAUAAGUUUGAUUAUAUGUACGCAAUCUUUUGGAAAUUUUUCAGAAAUAUUGCAAAUGCUAUGUUACAUAUGAUAUGUUUCAAACAUAUUACUAAAGUAGUGCAUCUACUAUAUUUCUUUUUCAAUAUUACAGAACAUAUAAAUGUGACAACAAACUUUUUCAUCUUUCAAAAUGAUUUCAGAAAUAUUGCAAAUACAAUGUUAUAAAAAAACAUGAUACAGGUACAUUUCUGAAAUUUUCAGAUGCAAAGUUACAAUUGAAUUGCUAAUGAAAUAUUUCUUUAUCAUUUCCAAACAUUACACUAUUUCAGCAAUAUUACGUGCCGAGUGAGUAGAGGAAAAGGUGAUAUCGCGGCCCCCUACUUGUAAGUUGGCCUCCCCAUGAUUUUCAUAUUUCUGAUAACGCCAUAUGCGCCGCAUCGUCAUAUGUGCUUCUCCUAUGUACCAUGUGACCAGGGAAACAAUGGUACAUUGAGUGAAGCAGUGGUGGUGCUCGUAUCGGGCAUUCCUGUCAUAACGCGCAGAGCGAAAGUUUAUUGUCCCGUCGGAAAAAAAUCAUUUCUCAGAAGUCUAGAGAAUUCCGAGACUUUUAUGGUUAUAUAUCUUCGCCAAAAGGUACAUGAAAUCGAUAUUUUCGAGUCCGUUCGAUUAAUGUUCAAUAGUUUUAAUUAUAAAUAAAAAAUUUCCGAAGCAAUGUAAGUUGACAUGUUGGCCCCCCAUGAUGGAAUGUAAUUUGGCCCCGGGGCCAUAUUGACAUCAUUUCACCUCGAGAAAAACUUAUUUUGAAUAUUCUUUAUUUAACUCAUAUAUUUUAAUGUAGGACAUUGUGUAAUUUAGCAUGAACGUUGUACAAUACAAAGUACCAAUGCGAUCAACACAAUUUGCUCACAAUUCACUUAGGGAAAUAUGGACUGUUAAACGAUUGAAACUGGUGAGGAUCCUGAUGAUGCAGUAUGCAUGUUUUGCCAGGAACGUUAUUCCAUGGACCAACACGGCGAAAUUUGGAUACAAUGUCUUAUUUGUCGUUCAUGGGCACACAGCGAAUGCACAUCGUGCGAAAAAGCGGAAUAUGUGUGCAAUUUUUGUUCGUAAAUGAUAAAACUGAGAAGAUUAUAUAUUGUUUCAUUUAUUCUAUAAUGUUUAUGCAUUAGUUUUUAAGCACUGUUAUGAAAAGAAUUCGUUUUUUUGUAAUUUUUGAUGGGGGCCAUAUUACCCUCACUUUUUCCAAACGUCAUAAAAUGAUAUGCUUCAGAAAUAUAUGUUCUAUAUAAUGCAAUUGUUUUUUCUUUGGUUCCACCUUUUAGCAGACACAAACUGAAUAGUCUACCUUCAUUUUAAGCAAAAGUUUAGAUCAAUUAAAGUUACAGUUCAGAUUUUAU
Molecule: messenger RNA, 6976 nt
Organism: Ooceraea biroi (clonal raider ant)
Lineage: Eukaryota; Metazoa; Arthropoda; Insecta; Hymenoptera; Formicidae
Source: RefSeq, a predicted model, not a curated record